This is a messenger RNA of Marchantia polymorpha subsp. ruderalis, 921 nucleotides long. NCBI's taxonomy places the organism in Eukaryota, Viridiplantae, Streptophyta, Marchantiopsida, Marchantiales, Marchantiaceae. The record is from the annotation of a GenBank genome assembly.
AUUUAGCGCGGAUCGAACCAAUUUCAGACCGGCUACGUCGUUGCCAUCACUAGUCAUCAAGCUCUUACGCUGGAUGAUCCAAAUGCCUGUCGGCAUGGAUCAAGGUAGAAUUGAUGCUGGAUGUUUAACACCACACACGUACGCGAUAUAAUGUGAUGAAGUUCUUCCUGCUCUGCACGCAACCAUCGAUGAAAUGUGUACAGAUGGGGGCAAACGGCAAAUGUUUCAUGCUGGCGCUGUGAGGAACUUUGGUGCGCCUCUAGUUUUGAGAACGAAGCCUCUAGAUGCUAUUCAUCUCCGGCGAGGUCUCGAACUUGUUCGAACUGUUUCUCCACUCGUUUACGAGCAGCAUCGCAGUCUCUCAGCUCAUCUUGAGCCUUCGCCAGAGCUCUGUCUCUCUCGUUCAAAACUUGUACCAGUUCUUGAAGUUUGUCCAAGGCAUUAUCUCUCUGUUGAGUUCUGUGCGUCAGCUCCAGGCGGAUGUUCUCCUCAGACCAUAACAAAGCUGCAUAGAUGUAAUCGAAGUCACAAAUUACUUCCCGGGCCUUUCGACAGCCAAGACAAGAAUCGUUCUGCGAGCGACCUUCAUCUUUCCUCGACAACUUUGUCGGGCGGGAACCCUCGACCUUGGAAUGGACACUCUCAUCGUCAGGGUCACAAUCGUCACCUUCGCCCGGUACGGCUGUGGUCGACGAAGGCGCUGUGCUUGCACGCUUUCUGAGGUAGCCAGAACGAGAGGGCCCGCGAGGCAAUGAUAGAAGUAAACUCCAUUCCUGUUGAGAAGAUGCCGUCUGGUCGAUCUUCUGAUGCGUUUCAAUGUUGUCCAUUCUUUGUGCUGAAUUGCUCACUUGAAGAAUCUCGUCCUUGCCAGUGUCAUCGAAAAGUUCUUCUUUUUCUGAAAUCUGAGAAUCGAGCAUCCGC